Messenger RNA from Leptidea sinapis, 7306 nucleotides. RefSeq lists its product as uncharacterized. NCBI's taxonomy places the organism in Eukaryota, Metazoa, Arthropoda, Insecta, Lepidoptera, Pieridae. The coding region runs from base 163 to 4179 and encodes 1338 amino acids. The record is from RefSeq and is a predicted model, not a curated record. The transcript has 3 exons.
AAUGACUGCAAAUACUUUCUAAAUAUUUUUGCGUUUAAGUUUAAACGUUUUAAGUUUUAUUUAAGUUUAUCGAUUGAUUAUUCUAUGUCUUGUUAACUUAAAAAAUAUUUUAUUUGUAAUUAUAUGUAUUUAUGAAUGAGAGAAGUUCUCACAUAAAAACCUAUGGAUGACAACGACAUUGAUAUAGAGGAGCACAAUUUGCUCGAUAACCCAGCAUUGAAAAAUAUAUUUCCUGACAUAUUAGUUUUGAAGCAAGAGCUUCUGGAUUUUGAAAAUGAAGCAUCUACAUUCCAAAAUACACCCGAGAACAAUACGGUUUCUAAAAGUUAUAAUGCUCCAUGUUAUGAAACAACGUCAGAUUAUAUUUCUGCCUUCGAGAUUGAAACAAUUAUUGAACCUUCUUCACCUCCUAGACAGAACAAAAACAUUUUGACGACUAAUAAAAUAAUACUUGGAUCAAAGCCCAAAAAAAGCAAUGUUAAGCACAUGAAUUACACUGAAAAUAUUACAACGCGGAGAGCGAAAAUAGUAUUGAGUGACAUUAAAUAUACAUUAUUAAAUUGCAAAACAUUUUGUGACUUUUGCAGUAUACUUUUUCCAAAUAAAGAUCUUUUUAUAAGACACAUUGAUGUUGCACAUAGAUCUAUAAAUAAAAAACAUCCAAAACAAGUAGUCGAAAAAAUUACUUCUAAAAGAAACCAUGGUGUAACAGAUAAUAAAAUUAAUUAUUGCUAUAUAUGUCAAACAACAUUUGCAAAUAAAUCCAAUUGGUAUCGCCAUAUAAAAAAUAUUCACACAAAUGAAAAUCAAAAUAAAAAUGUUCAAAGGUUAAAGACUAAAAACAAUGUAAAGGGAAACAUGUUUGCAAAUACUGAAACAAAUUUCGAACAUGCUAAUAUUACUUCAUGUUUCCACUGUGCUGACAAAUUUCCGUCCAAAAAAUCUCUAAUUGAACAUUUAUAUGGAAUACUUGAAGCUAAGAAAAAUAAAAUUAAAGAUAUAACUGAAGUCAAUACUAUUAAAAAAUCACUUGCCAGAAUAACCCAAGAAGGUUAUAAAUUAAAAGAUUCUGAUGAAGGGAGAACAAGUCUGCAAUAUUCAAAAAAGAAAAAAAUACUUGAUUUUUUCUUGCAAUGUGCUGUGUGUUCUUGUUAUUUUAGAGAUGAGAGAUUUUACACGAAACAUUUGUUACAUAAGCACAGAGUUAAAAAUGUAUCAAUAAAGAAAGUAAAAUAUACUAAAAAAUGCAAAUUUUGUGCCCAAGAAUCAUUGGAUCCGAAGUCAUAUAAUAAACAUAUAUAUAAUAAACACAGAUUAUAUAUAACAAAGAAAAAUUUGAAAGCUGAGAAGUAUUGUGUUUCUCUAAAUCAGUAUGAAAGUAAAAAUCUUCGAAAUAGCAAAGAUGCCUUAAAAACAAUGGUUUUACCUAAAUUUAUUAUUUUUAAAUGCAACUUGUGUGAAGUUUACUUUAUAUCACCAAAGAUGGCCCUUGAUCAUACAGAACACAUAGAAAUAUUAAUUAAUUGGAAAUGCGAGAAAUGUGAUUUCAUAUUUAAAAGAACUGACUCUAUAUCACAUACUGAACAGCACCUUUACGGAGACACAUUUAAGUCUGUGACAGUAUACAAAGACUCUUAUGAUAAGAUUUUAUAUAAGUGCCCAGCCUGCUGCAUACACUUUGAUGAGAACAAUAUUAAAGAACAUUUCUCUACAUGUCAAGAAAAUGUUUGUCAAUCAAAACAUUGUCACCAAUGUGACAUCUUAAUUGAUCACAAUUUAAAAAUAUCUCAUGAGGAAGUACAUAAAAGGGGGAAACAAAAUGAAGACGACUUUAUUAUUGUAGACAUUGCUUACGAAAGACUUAACGCCCAAAAUGAUAAUUCUCAAAAUAAAAAACAAUCACAAUACCCAGCGAGAAAAAAGAAAAUAAAGUUGAAAACUACAAGAAAACGAAAACAUCCAUAUAAGUCUACUGACCAUACUAAUUUCUUAUUGCAUUUAAAUUAUUGUUCAACUUGUAAAUGUUCUGUAAGUAGGUUGUAUAAGGUUGACUGCCAUAAACAGGGUCAUUGUGAAAAAAUAACUAAGUAUGUUUGCCGUUUUUGUGGUUUAAUUUUUACUAAUAAAGCUGUAGUGGCACACAGGAGAUUACAUACCAACAACAGCAAAUUGCAAUUGCAAAAUUUCACAUUUUACAAUAUGUUUAGUGGAGAAAAAAUAGCACCUCCUAUACCUGAUUUUCCGCAAUGUGAAGGGUGUCAAAUGCAUUUUGUGUACAAAGUUGAACUCCGUAGUCAUUUUUGUGGAAAAUCUGUAGAGUACGAAUGUAGUUUUUGCCAGAAAAAGUUUGAUGAAAAGGCUUACAAGCUACAUAUACCAUUUCAUAAAUAUAUUAUUCAAAACGACAUAUCUACUAGUAUUUGUAGGCCAACUAACAAUAUAGACAUUUGUCAACCAACAGUUUCAGACUCUCUAAUAAACAAGGAUGAAUGCAAUCUUAUUUUUUCUUAUUAUUACCUUUGCAAAGUAUGUGGCUAUAAUAUAGACUCAUAUGAUGAAGUUGUAGAACACUGUCAACGCCAUUUAAGACUCGGUACAGAAAAAUAUAAGCCUUUGCUUGCCGAAACGCAAAAAUGUAAUAUUUGCAAAAUAGAAAUUGUAAAAGAUUCUUUUGAGAAACAUAACAAGCUGCAUAAUAAUAGCAACAAUAUUUCAUUGAAAAUAUUUACAUUUGAAUUAUUCUAUUUUAUAUUAGAUAAUGUUACUUGGUUGAAACAUUUGUUUAGAUCAAUACAGGACAAAGGUCUUGGUACGAUAUUGAAUGAUUCUAUUUAUAAAUGUCAAAAUGGAUUGAAAUUAACAAUUGCUAGAGAAGGUGAUCCACAACUUACAAUUUUCAGAUGUGAUAAGUGCAACUGUGUCGUUGAAGGACACUUACUGUAUGAGCAUUUUGAAAGUUGUAUUUCAGCAUAUUCAAAUACCGCAACAAAAUUUAAGUGUAAAAUUUGUGGAUUUCUGUUUCUUUCAUCCCUUUCUUUAAACAAUCACUUGAAUGUCCAUAGAAGUGUCACUAAUAAAUGUAGAAUAGUAUCAUUUAAUCGUAAAGAAGACGAUGAAUUGAAUAUAAUAAUUCAAAUGAAUAGACGAAGUCCACACUAUGUAUUAUAUAUGUGCAGAAAUUGUGAAGGGCUCGUCAAUAAUCAUCUUUUUAGUAGUCAUGUAUGUAAUAUUAAAGAUCUACAAAAGUGCCGUUAUUGUGGCGUGUUGGUAUAUACGUCAGAGGUGGACUCACACAACGCUAAACAUAAUCAAUUUGAUAGUUUUAUCGAAAAUAAUAUAAAAGUUGUACUUCUUGGAUAUAAAGUUAUUGACGCCGACAAUGAAAUGAAUAGUGCAAAAAAGUGCAAAUUUAAAGGAAUUGUUUGUGACUAUUUAUUUUAUAAAUGUGUCAAAUGUGAUGUUUGUAUUAGAGAUUUUAAGAGUACCUCUGUACAUUCAUGUGCCUCGGGUAAGGCAAAAUGUAUUAGAUGCGAUUUAUAUAUUGAGGAAAGAAUGCUUAGUGGUCAUCUGAAACUACAUGCAAAUGAUCAGGAAUUUAUCAAAGAAAACAUUGUAACAAUUGACUUUAAUCAAUCGAGGCGAUCGUUAGAUGUCGAUACAAAUAAAGAAAAACUAACAAAGCCGGAAGCAUCGGAACAAACAAACGAUAAAUUGUGUGAAGAAAAGGUAGUUGAUAUUUACAGAUGCUCGAAAUGCGGAAUACAUUUCUUGAAGAAGAGUGGUGUUCAAGAUCAUAUAAAGAAAAGCUCCAGUAAGCUUGUCAGUGCGCAAAAUUGUUCUAAAUGUGGAUUGACGUUUUCACCUAAUUUACUGUUCACGCACAUCUUAGAGCAUCACGGUAAAAAAGACGUUAAUUUUAAAUUUAAUGUGAUCGAUGUAGUGGGAAGUUAUAAAACGCAUACAGUUUAUAAAUGUUUAAAAUGUAACCUUCAUUUUGAAGCAAAGAAACACUUAUAUCACUACGCUGUUUGUAGUGGCGACUCGACAAAGGGUGUUAAAGCAAAGUGUUGCGAUUUCGUGUUUCACCUAGCGUCUUUGGCAACUCAUGAAUCCUUUCAUCUAAAUAAUCUCCAUGUUGAUAUUUCGAUUGUUGAGUUGAAUGAAAACUUAACAUCAUGAGCGGGCAGGUAUGGAGAUGACUGGAGAAGCAUAAAUGUUUUUUUUUCUCUGUGUUAUUAGCACUUAUUUUAGAGACAUUGAUCUUCUGGUAAUUGUAUGAUAUAAAUUAGGAAUCCUAUCUCUUGGAUUGUUGUUAGCGUUGUGUGUAUAUGUUAUAUCCUUCCAAUGCUGUCACAGUCUUUCUUCGAUUCUUAGUUAACAUAUAAGUUUAUCUUUUAAUCUGUUGUCAUUUUUCACUAUCUACAUCUCAAAAACAGAGUGAUUCAUGAGGAAAAUUUAGAUAUUGUAUAAUAUUUCUGUGAAAAAUGACGAUGGUUGAAUUUAUAUUUUUCUUUUAUAGGUGUUUAGAAAAAUCCGAGUGGUAAACGUGUAUCUUUUAGGGAUAUUAUAGAAAUUACUACAUCUUUUUUAUGUCUAAAUUAGUUGGGAAGCUAAAAUAGUAUUAAGCCUUAUCAAAUCAAAUACGUUAGUUACCUUAAGAAAUUCUUGCAUAUUAGGUUUAAGCCCUUUUAGGUUUAACACCAUACAAUUUAUAAUAAAACAAUAAGAUAUAGUUACUGCAUAGUAAAAACGAAUGCGCAAGAAUAGUAGAUUGUUAACCGAGGGUCGAAAGAAUCAAUUCCCGAGGUAUUUAGACGCCCGAUCGCAGCGAGGUCGCCUAUAGUCCGAGUAGGAAUUGAUACUUUUACCCGAGUUCUUUUCAUUUCGAAUAUGAGGAAAAUAAAACUAGUUGUUUAUCUAAGCACAGAUUCGUAUCCCGCCAAUUUAUGUCGAUAUUUUAAAUUUCAAAUAUGGAACUUACCGCGUAAUUGUUGCGGUUUGUUCCGCUCAAAGAAGUUUGCGCUAAGUUCACACGGGCUGUUUAGAAAGUCACAUGGCCGCAGCAUUUUUUUUAAUUUGUUCUUUUUUUACAUAAAACUCUUCACAGCAGGUCUUUUUUUUUAAAGUUCAUUCCGGCUCUUAGGUGGGAAGUAAUUUGUAUGAGUUUUUCCCUCUCUAUGGAGGGAAGCAGCAUUUUCCACCCAAUAAUCAGAUCAAAACAUCAUUACUUUCCGAGUAUGAGUAAUGAAAAAUAUAUUGCGGCCCGGUUUGUCAUCGGACUCGCUUGAUGCAACCAAACACUAAGCAAUGCAACCACCCCCCGCGCUGCGUCUCCCAUUGUCGCCGAUACUUGUUGCUUUACAAGUUUACAAGCCUAGCGAUCAUUUCGACCAUUCAAUAUUCAUGAUCUACCUUAGAAACCAUUAUUUUUUAAAUAUAUUCUUAUAAUAAUUUAUUAAACAGUCGUUCGAAUUGAACUAACGUUAAUUAUAGUUUUUUUAAGUAGGUGAAGGACUAGCUAGCGUCUAUGUUCAUGCAAUAAAAUAUAUAAAUAAAAUAAAUUAAAAAAAAAUGUUUUCUGUACAUAGAUAGAUCUUUGUUUGAAUGUUUGAAGAUUGAUUCUUGUAAAUAGGUUUUUAGUUUUAUUUUACGUAACGAAAUACUCGAAAGGUUAAGGUCACUAUGUUUUGUCUACAUAAUAGUACGGUAAUGUUAUCUUUAUAUAUUACUAGCUGACCCAGCAAACGUUGUAUUGCCGAUAUUAAAAUCGCGAUACAAAAGUAAUUGUUGAUUGUAGAUGGGUGAAAAUUUGAAGUUGUGUGUAUUUUUUAUUGCUGACUCAUAAUUCGUGUGGACCACCCUUAACAUUUAGGGGUAUGAAAAAUAGAUGUUGGCCGAUUCUCAGACCUACCGAAUAUGCUCACAAAAUUUCAUGAGAAUUGGUCAAGCCGUUUCGGAGGAGUACGGGAACGAACAUUGUGACAUGAGAAUUUUAUAUAUAAGAUUUAGUCGCAUUACGCAUAUACCGAGACUCCAAGCCGUAAUAAUAAAAAAAAAAUUCAUAAUAUCAUUUCGGAACAACCUGUACGAAAUCUAUUAGCCGCGCGUUUGCGUAGGCACCUACUUCGUGCCGUCUUAUGCGACCAUGUAAGCGUGAUUAAAAUUUUGUUUCUUAAACAUAUAGGUAAUUUGUUUGUUUAAAAAUUUAAAUUAUUUACUUUUAAUUUAGAUUUUUUUACGAUUAAGGUUAGAACAGUGUUUUCAUUUAAAUGUCGCCACUAUAGCGACACGCUGUAUAUUAUAGAUAUCAUUACCUUGCUACUAGAUAGGUAAGUACUUACCCUCAUACUUCAUCAAAUGUGAUUAUUUUAGGUAGUUGAUACUAUAUUAAUUAUUACUUGUAUAAUUAUAGUAAAAACUCAAGCAUUUUUAUUUUGUGUUGUCUUUUUGUAGAAAUAUUGUUAUUUUGCUCAUUGAUACCUAAUUUUAGUACAUUAGGGUGCAUAAUGAACUAAUGCCAUUAAUAUAAUAAUAAUUCUUAAAAUAGGGUUAUGCCAUCAACAUUGUUGUUGAUUUUUGAAAAUAAACUUCUUUGCAAAUUUUUUUUUUUCUUCUUUUUUCAAAUGCGUGACAAGAGCGUUACGAACGAACGCUAGCGUUAGGCGAACGGUGAUUUCUUGAUUAUUUCGUAAUUUCAUUCUAAUUCGUUCUUGAACCAUUUUAUAAAUUUAUAUUUUGUUUUAUUUCAAAGUACAUUUUAUUUUUUUGGUAACUAGUGGUGUAAUAAUUUUAAGUAUUAAAUUACUUAAAUAUGUUGUAUAGUAUGUAAGUAUAAGAUCUUAUUAUAUUAUCACGGACUAGUAAAAAAUAAGGACUCCGUGUCACCUUACAUAACAGUGUAGCACCAAAACAAGCCGAUUAACGUGUAAAUACAUAGCCCCCACGCACACACUUACACUACUACAGGCUGAUAGGCGGCCAUGAUGAGAAUUGUCAUCGUCUGUUACAGAUCAGUUUGCUCAAUAAAAUAUUUUAAAAAAUGCUGUAGUGCGUUGUGAAAUAGUGUAAAAACGAUACUAUAUAAGUAUUAUUUAAGGAAGAAAAAAAUGUGUAACUAGUAUCCCCCGCAACCGCACACACACUAGCAUAACGGUGCUUCACUUGCUAAUAUCACGUCGCGUAAUCCUUCUUUUUUUACUCGUCCGUGUAUAUUAUAUGUGUAGUAUGUUAACUUACUGUUUUGUGAAAAUAUCUACUUGUACUGUUUAUAUUUUAGUCUAAUACAGUUAAAUAAGAUAGUUCAUAA